AUGCAGUUGCAGGGCUCCCUUGCUGCUGAAGGAAGUUACUGGCUAAUUGAGCUGUUUCUUGAACCCUUUGUUGCUUCUCUGUCAGGCUGUGGGAAGGGUUUGGAUGAAAUUUGGAUAAAACAGCAGGACUCCAAUUGUACUGUCUCCUUCCAGCCUGUGCCAACAGCGCUGGCUCAGGUAGACCGGGAGAAGAUCUACCAAUGGAUCAAUGAGCUGUCCAGCCCCGAGACGCGGGAGAACGCGCUGCUGGAGCUGAGCAAGAAGCGGGAGUCUGUGCCUGACCUUGCCCCGAUGCUGUGGCACUCAUUUGGCACGAUUGCAGCCCUCCUUCAGGAAAUUGUAAAUAUUUAUCCGUCAAUCAACCCUCCAACUCUGACAGCCCAUCAGUCCAACAGAGUCUGCAAUGCUUUAGCUCUACUCCAGUGUGUUGCAUCACAUCCCGAAACAAGGUCAGCUUUCCUGGCAGCUCACAUCCCUCUCUUCCUGUACCCCUUCUUGCACACAGUCAGCAAGACGCGGCCGUUUGAGUACCUGCGGCUCACGAGUCUCGGAGUGAUUGGGGCGUUGGUGAAAACAGAUGAGCAAGAAGUGAUUAAUUUCUUAUUGACAACAGAAAUUAUCCCCUUAUGCUUACGUAUCAUGGAGUCUGGCAGUGAACUCUCCAAAACGGUUGCUACAUUUAUUCUCCAGAAAAUCCUCCUGGAUGACACAGGACUGGCAUAUAUCUGUCAGACGUACGAGCGAUUUUCCCAUGUUGCCAUGAUACUGGGUAAAAUGGUCCUGCAGCUUUCCAAGGAGCCUUCAGCACGGCUGCUGAAACACGUUGUCCGCUGUUACCUUCGUCUGUCCGAUAACCCCAGGGCACGUGAAGCUCUCAGGCAGUGCCUUCCUGACCAACUGAAGGACACCACCUUCGCGCAGGUCCUGAAGGAUGACACCACCACGAAGCGCUGGCUGGCUCAGCUCGUCAAGAACCUGCAGGAGGGUCAGGUCACUGACCCGCGGGGCAUCCCUCUUCCUCCGCAGUGACUGCUGGUGGAGGUGGUGGAUCAGGGAAGAAACAGCUCAGGUUUACAGAGAACCAGGAACAGAUGACCUCUUCCACAAGAAACUGGGCAUGCCAGCUGGCGUCCAGCCUGCCAGCUUGUAGGGCCAUUCCACCCAGGCAAAGGGCUGCUCUGUAGCAGUGCAGCGUGCCUCUGGGGAUCACAACACCAGCAAAUACUGACAUUGCAGCUU
Tinamus guttatus (white-throated tinamou) is the source of this 1239-nucleotide messenger RNA. Lineage: Eukaryota; Metazoa; Chordata; Aves; Tinamiformes; Tinamidae. The record is from RefSeq and is a predicted model, not a curated record.